This is a messenger RNA of Loxodonta africana (African savanna elephant), 1103 nucleotides long. RefSeq names its product citrate synthase lysine methyltransferase (gene CSKMT). The transcript is spliced from 2 exons. The coding region runs from base 1 to 750 and encodes 249 amino acids. Gene Ontology annotation, molecular function: S-adenosylmethionine-dependent methyltransferase activity. Lineage: Eukaryota; Metazoa; Chordata; Mammalia; Proboscidea; Elephantidae. The record is from RefSeq and is a predicted model, not a curated record.
AUGUCUUCGGUGCCGGCGGCUUCCGGUCUGCUGGUUCUAUCCUCAAGCGCCGGGACAAGUGACUCCGAGGCUCAGUCUCCACCCGUGUCCACAGGCUCCCUGGCUGGAAGCUGCCUGGCUGACCGCUGCCUCUGGGAUCGGCUCCAUGCUCAGCCUCGCGUGGGCAGCGUUCCCACCUUCGACUGGUUCUUUGGAUAUGAAGAAGCCCAGGGUCUCCUUCUGCCGCUGUUUCAGGAGGCACCGGCUGCCUGUCCGCUGCGGGUGCUGGAUGUGGGCUGUGGGACCUCCAGCCUGUGCACAGGUCUCUACACCAAGUGCCCCCACCCUGUGGAUGUGCUGGGGGUGGACUUCUCCCCUGUGGCUGUGGCCCAUAUGAACAGCCUCCUAGAGGGUGGUCAAGGCCAGACCCCCCUUUGCCCUGCACACCCGGCUUCCUGCCUCCACUUCAUGCAGGCUGAUGCCCAGAACCUGGGGCCAGUAGCUCCCUCCAGCUCUUUCCAGCUGGUGCUGGACAAGGGCACCUGGGAUGCUGUUGCUCGGGGUUGUCUGCCUGGGGCUUACCAGCUGCUGGCUGAGUGCCUGAGGGUCCUGAGCCCUGGGGGGACCCUUAUUCAGUUUUCAGAUGAGGAUCCUGAUGUGCGGCUACCCUGUUUGGAACAAGGAUCCCAUGGCUGUACUGUGACUGUGCAGGAGCUUGGCCCUUUCAGGGGGUUCACUUAUUUUGCUUACUUGGUUCAAAGCUCUCAUUAAAGACCAAUUAGUCCUCAUCCUAGUGUUUCUGUUGAGGGUUAGAGACGUUUGUGUUUGUGAGUUAGAUGGCUGGAAAGUGAGGAUUUGGUUCCUGGCUUCCACAUUUACUAGGUGGGUAUGUGCAUUACUGAAUAUUUCUGUCUCAGUUUAACCAGAAAACACCCCACUGCUUUCGAGUCGAUUCCGACUCAUAGCGACCCUAUAGGACAGAGUAGAACUGCCUCAUAGAGUUUCCAAGGAGCGCCUGGCAGAUUCGAACUGUCGACCUUUAUGGUUAACAGCCAUAGCACUUAACUGCUAUGCCACCAGGGUUUCCUAAAAGCAGAUAGGAACUCAAUCCAAAUCCCUGCACU